Vespula vulgaris is the source of this 1767-nucleotide messenger RNA. RefSeq lists its product as uncharacterized. Bases 292 to 987 code for a protein of 231 amino acids. Lineage: Eukaryota; Metazoa; Arthropoda; Insecta; Hymenoptera; Vespidae. The transcript has 4 exons. The record is from RefSeq and is a predicted model, not a curated record.
UUUGGAGGUGGGAGGGGUUGAUGUUGAAGGAGACGCCAAGGCGACGGUGGUGCACGAUAGGGGUGAGAAAAAACAGUGUCUCGAGGAGAAGAAUUUUGACGUAUUCGGUGUACACGUGGGCCAUGGAAACUUUGUACAUUCGAAAUAUGCGCGAUUGUAAACGAACAGAACGCUUUUGUGAGCUAACGGUUGAAGUUUUUAUCGGAAUUACGUAACGAUGUGGAGUCGUUUGAGUGAUCAGCUUCAAGAGAUUCCGUGUCCUCGUUUGUUGGAAUAUUUCGUGUUACCAUCAUGAGUUUUUGGCCGCGAAGAAGAUUCCGUAUAACGCCGCUACGAGCUGUAGCAGCGUUUUGCUUCAUGAUUGUGCUGUUUUGGUACAGUCUCAGUCGGCAAGAAGUUCCACAGCAACCCUGUAGUGUUCCAGAAGAGUAUACUGAGAAACUGCAUGAACUUGCCUACAGGACACACUUGGUAUUAGCUAAACUGGGCAUCGUGCAUUUUCUGUGUCUGGGCGCGCUCUGGGGUCAAGUUCGAAUAGGUCGGGCACUGCCCUGGGCUCGCAAGGUCGAACUCUGCUUGGUUGAUACCUUAAGAGACGACGUUAUCAUUACAAAAGCGUUUCGAGAGGUAGGCUUAAGUGCUACGUAUCUUCACGCUGCUGGAGUUUAUCGUGUCCAGGAGCAUGAGGUCGGCGAAAAUUCUCCUAAAGUGGAGAUUGUUGUCUUUGAAGAGGAUGCUGUGACUCAAAUGGUAAGAAGGGUGGGAUGGACGAGAAGGGUCCUACCACCGGAUUGCGAGUUUUCACCGAGUUUGCAGUGCUUUCCGCCUCAACUGGUGAUUCCUCCCUUACCAGCAAAACAAUUUGGUGGCCGAUUAAUGCCCGUACCAAGAGAGGGCAUCGAACUACAAAAGUAUCACUAUCCCAACGAUUGGUGGCUGGAAAUCAAGCCUACAGAUUGCACCGAAACUCAAGAAACAAAUUCAUAGACUUGCAAAGCUUCUUUGGAGUUCUUCAAAGAACUAGUGUCACAGUUUCGACGUGCUCAUUAUCAAUAAUUAUCUAUAUUCUUAAGUGUAUGCAUUUAGUUGAACAGGGUUCUCCCCAACCGCAUCCUGUUUAUCGAUAAGUAGAAGAAUAGAAACGAGCUCAAAUUGCAGCUUCAACGAUAAUCUUUUUAUACGUAUUUUUUUCUUUUUAAUACAAGUCUUCGAGUCAAUCGUAUUUUAUUAUAAUUCGUAAAAAAGAGAAGAGAGCAGCAUGCCAAUUCGUUGAAAAAUUCCCGAUAGUUUUAUAUUCAAGUAUUGUUCGUAGGUGUAUAUAUUUAAUAGUAUUUUUUUUCGAAUGGCAUACGAUUUAGGAGUCAUGUUUAAAAUAUUAGAAUGUGUCAUGUGGUCCACGUUGAUGAAAGUAUUAGGAAAAAAUUGCUUCGUGUAUAAAUGCCGAGCUAGAGAUCUCGGUAAUUAUAUCAUUCUUGUCGGUGGUAUUCUGUAAUAUUCUCUGGAUACCAAGCAUGCAUUAGUGCAAUUAUCGCUUGAAAAUGGUAUAUAAAAUUUACAUAUUAUGCGCUAUUUAUUGCUUGUUACGUUUAAGCAUGUCCUUUCCGGUUAUUUUAUACAUAAAUAACUUAUACGUAUAAUCGAGGACGUUUUAUAGAAGCAUAUGCAUUUGUACUUAAGAUAUCUUGUGAUGUAAGGAACAAUUUUACGAUGUACUUGCGCAUCAAAUUCUUCCAAAGAUUAAAUAAAAUAUACGGUGAGAUUCGUUCA